GAUUCCUGCCCUAGAUGGGCCAUAGUGCCGAUUGCCGAAAUCAACGAAACGGCAUCGUUCGAACAGGGCUCAUCACACCACAACGCUGCGUUUCGUUGGUUCCUAGCUUCCUAUCCUGCCUAUCCACAGCCAGUGACGAGUCUCUUCUCCCGCCACUCUCUGCUGCUGUAGAGACCAGCAGAAGUCCUCUCCCGCAACUCCAGCGACCGACGGUACAAGAAGGAAGAUAGACCUCCAGGGUGUAGUGUAUGGAUGUUAUCGUAGCAGAGCUCGGCCAUGACUUUUGUCUUUAGAGCCUCACCGCCACCGCCGCCGGUUCACCUUCUCAGAAACCCCAUCUCUGUACCGCCGUCUCCACCAAUUUUCCGCCCUCCGUCUAAUUCUCCGGCGCCACGUGUCCGUGCCCUCAAAACUUCGUCCGGCGAAGGCCAAGUCAUUCCGGGUUUGCUCAGAAAGCCCGCGAGUGUGUCUUUGGUGGACGAUGAGGACGCAAUUGAAGAAGUUUCUGAGCAGAAGGAAGAAGCUGAGUUGGUGGAUUGGGAAGAUCAGAUUUUGGGAGAAACCCUCCCUCUCGUUGGCUUGGUCCGGAUGAUUCUUCACUCUGACCAAUACAGAAGUGGUGAAAGACUGGCUUCCGACCACGAGCAAACUAUACUGGAGAGGUUGCUUCCAUAUCAUCCUGGAUACGAGAGGAAGAUAGGAUGUGGAGUUGACUACAUCACGGUUGGGCAUCAUCCUGAUUUUGAAAGUUCACGGUGUUUGUUCAUAGUCCGGAAGGAUGGUGAAUUGGUUGAUUUCUCAUAUUGGAAAUGCAUCAAGGGCUUAAUCAAGAAAACCUAUCCGCAAUAUGCUGAUGGUUUUAUUCUGAGACAUUUUCGAUAGCAUAAUCGUUGUGAAUGAGUGCAAAAUUACUGGACUGUUCUUUGUAUGCCAAAUGAAGAAGAAAAGCAUAAUUACUAUUCAUUUGAA
Messenger RNA from Malania oleifera, 969 nucleotides. Its product is annotated as protein DCL homolog, chloroplastic-like. The transcript is spliced from 3 exons. Gene Ontology annotation, biological process: chloroplast rRNA processing; chloroplast organization. Gene Ontology annotation, cellular component: chloroplast. Lineage: Eukaryota; Viridiplantae; Streptophyta; Magnoliopsida; Santalales; Ximeniaceae. The record is from RefSeq and is a predicted model, not a curated record. The coding region runs from base 277 to 882 and encodes 201 amino acids.